AUGUCGGUCCAGGCAGUCGUCGACGCCCUCAAGGCCCAGCUGGAGGCUGACAAUGUAACCGACGCCUCCGCCGCGGUCGACGAGGCCGAGGCUUUCCUCCGGGCCAACGAGGUCCUCAACGACGAGAUCAUGGCCAAGCUCGGGCAAGAGAUCGUGGAAGCAGACGCUCCCACUUCUUCGUGUCACCCCUUGAGCUGCUACUCGAAAACCCUGACCGUCGAGCGCGGCCUCAGCGUCGACGACAUCGCCCAGAACACCCUUGAGUACCUCAAGACCAAGGGCGCCGUCCAGAAGCGCGACCGGGAAGAGGCCGCGAACGACACCGCGGUCCCCGACACUGUGACGAUCAUGACUCUUACGCAUCUGAUGAAUUACCUAGGAACCCGUCAAGCCCCAUCCUCAGUCGUGGAAAAUGCUGACCGCUCGCUGAAACAUGCCGCAUGGUUUUCUGUGCUCCGUCAUAAUGCUGAAAGUGCUUAG
Diaporthe citri is the source of this 480-nucleotide messenger RNA. RefSeq lists its product as uncharacterized. The transcript is spliced from 3 exons. NCBI's taxonomy places the organism in Eukaryota, Fungi, Ascomycota, Sordariomycetes, Diaporthales, Diaporthaceae. The record is from RefSeq and is a predicted model, not a curated record. Bases 1 to 480 code for a protein of 159 amino acids.